This is a messenger RNA of Pyricularia oryzae 70-15, 2560 nucleotides long. RefSeq lists its product as uncharacterized. The transcript is spliced from 3 exons. The record is from RefSeq and is a predicted model, not a curated record. Gene Ontology annotation, biological process: nucleosome assembly. Gene Ontology annotation, cellular component: nucleus; CAF-1 complex. NCBI's taxonomy places the organism in Eukaryota, Fungi, Ascomycota, Sordariomycetes, Magnaporthales, Pyriculariaceae. Bases 323 to 2188 code for a protein of 621 amino acids.
CGACUGCUCCCGCUGACUGGACGCGUCUGGCAAUGGCUCGGCAACCAAAUUCACCAUGAACGUCAGGGUCUGGUGAACUAGGGAAAGUGCAAAGCGACAGCAAGACAACAACCUAGUACGUUGGAAGCCGGUAUCGCUUUCAAACAUCCACAACAAAAGCAAGCGCUCGACGAGAGAGCCAUCUGAUCACGAAUUGAACGAAUCAAUCACCACAUAGACCAUUCAACUACGCCCGCGGUCGCUUCUACCUCUACAGUUCCUGGUAGACGGCCAUCCUCUGCGAGGAGUCUUGCGACUAGGCAAAGUCUUGAUCUCCGUUUCGAUGCCUCUUCUCGACAUCCCCGCAAAUACUCCUGGCCUGAAACGAAGUCACGAAGAUUACGUCGCCGGCGACAACGAUAUGACUCAAAGCAAGUUGUCUUUUACCGCCGCCGUUCACAAUCCUAAUCUAUCCACAGACAUCACACCUUGCCGGAUCCCAGCGACAAUGACCAUCUCUGGCGAUAGUAGUCCGAUCUCUCCCCUCACAGACAGAACACACAGCCCGACGCCUCCAAGGCCUACGAUAGCCAUACCAACCGACCCAAAAACGACCCCGACACCGGCAAAAGUCACAGCACCCGCACCCACUGGCGGCGAACCCCCGGCCAAACGCAAAUGCCUCACAGUUGCUGAAAAGGAGGAAAAGUCCAAGGCCAAGCUGGAAAAGGAACAAGCAAAGGUAGCCAAACAAGCCGAAAAGGCCAAGGCGGAGGAGGAAAAGAAGGCCAAGGCAGAAGAGCGAGAGAAAGAGCGUGAGAAGAAGCGCCUAGAGAAGGAACAGAAACAACAAGAAAAGGAACGCAAGCAGCAAGAAAAGGAGGAGGAACAACGCAAGGCUCAGGAGGCCAAGGACAAAAAGGAAAGGAGCCAGCUCAAGCUUGCUUCAUUCUUCAAGGCCGGUCCCUCGACUCCUAGCAAGGCGACCACAAAGGCUCAACCAAAGGCCGAUGCCUCUCCAAGCACUGCUACCCCGGUUCAAAGUAUAUCCCAGGAUGUUCCUGUGGAUGAAGCGUCCGAGUAUAGAAAGGUGUUUCAGCCUUUCUUUGUAAAGGAGUAUGUCAAGCUUGCUAAGCAAGCUUUCGACUUUGACGAAGCUGCGCUGUUGACGAAAUCACGACAACUUGAUGAAUAUGUUGGAGGCAGCAAGGACUACCAGCCGAAACAAUUCAAAGGCCCAGACAGCGUCGAAUACUUUUGUCUGCCGACCCUCCCACCGCCACGCGGACGCCCAUAUCCCAGUGUUCGAAAGAUUGUGUCCAUCCUGUCCGACGCCAGUACCAUGGCCGGCGCCUCAUCAGCAGCCCCGAUUGACCUCACAGAUUCUCCGGCUCAAGCAGCGCGACGACUUCUAAGCGAGGUUCCAAUGAAGUAUUUGCGCUUCUUCCAAGACGUGCGGCCAGCUUAUUAUGGCACAGUCACAUCGUUGCCACCAUCACUUGCAUCAUACGAUAAAUCAUCCACAACCACUUUACACGCGGCAAGGCUGCGCAAAUUGGCAAGGAAGCCAAUAUCACGCCAAGUUCUUCCCCUGCAAUACGACUACGACUCGGAGGCUGAGUGGGUUGACGACGGUGACGGAGAGGAUAUUGAGGGCGAUGACGAUGAUGACGAUGACGACGAGGAUGAUGACGAAGACAUGACAGAUUUCCUGGACAACUCGGAGGAUUUGAUCAAACGACCAGUGUUUGCAUCAGGCAUGGAACCUGAGAGCAGUGGUUUGUGUUUUGAAGACGCCAGAGCAGGGCCGUCGAGCGACAUGGCCAAGUACCGCAUGGAGUUUAUACUGGACAAUGAGCGUCAAAGCAUCGAUCCUUUCUCCUCUCAGUACUGGCAAACUGAGCCGUGUCAAAAGACGACAGCGCCAACCACGGCGCUGCUACACCCUUCUACUGCCAAAACUGCAUCCAAUGCGUUUGCCGCAUUGUCGGGACCCGGUGGAAAGAAGGCGGCAAUAGUGCCAGCCAAUCUCUUGGACGACUUUAAGCAUGCAAUUCUCAAAUACCCAAAGCUCAGCAAGGUUGGACUGGUAGAGGUGCUGAGCACGCAGUUUGAAAAGUGCACCAAGGCGCAGGUCAAGAACUCUGUCGAGAUGCUGGCAGAAAGGCACGACAAGACUUGGAGGCUCAAGGCCGAGCACGCACUUUGAGCACGCACUUUUGAGGAGAUGAUGGAUUUUCGCUGUUGCUAAUGAUCGACAACGACAAUUACUUUGUGACAUUUUUGGUGAUUUGCAUUCUUGUUCAUACGAUUACUGAGGCGUGCAUAAUUGCACCAUCUACUUGAUGAGGCUCGGCUGUGCAGAUGUGAGACAACAUGGCGCAACGUCGGUCGCUGCAUAUUAUUGGGCGUUUGGUAUUAAGAUGGGAUGUCGGAUUUGGAAUGGGAAACAUGUUUAAUCGGCUUUACCAAAUAUUUUUCCUUGUUUCCGGGCUAUAUUAUAUCAUCAAGACAUGUUAAUAGAUACGAUUUUAUGUUUUUUUUUUUAAGGCAUCUAUCUGUUGGUCAAUUUGCUGUUGGA